Molecule: messenger RNA, 1223 nt
Organism: Plutella xylostella (diamondback moth)
Lineage: Eukaryota; Metazoa; Arthropoda; Insecta; Lepidoptera; Plutellidae
Product: chymotrypsin-2
Biological process (GO): proteolysis
Molecular function (GO): serine-type endopeptidase activity
Source: RefSeq, a predicted model, not a curated record
ACCUAUCAGCUUUGUAUAAAAAGAAGAAAAUGAAUUCAUCACGAAUUCACUUAUAGAAUAUGUAUGUUGAAAAAAUGUAUUAUUUGAAAUCAUUUUAUAUUAUUUUAAGCCUUUUGUUUAGCUUAGAACUAUUAAGAGCACAAAACCUCAAUAUGACCACUAAUAUAAGUAAUAUAACCACUACGCGUCUAAAUGAAAGUAAGGAGCUGCUAGCGAAUGAGGUAAAUGACGAACAAAUUACUCGACGAGUGGUAAAUGGAGUUGAAGCCAGGCUCGGGCAGGUACCAUUCUAUGUGGCACUCAAGAGAGGCUGGUGGUUGGACGGGGUGUUCAACUACGUUACAUACUGCGGGGGCACCCUCGUGGCUCCAGCCAAGAUUAUCACGGCGGCGCACUGCUUCAUCGAGAUGAAGCCAAUGAUUUGCGAAUAUCCGAAAUACAAGGCAAUGCCAUUUUUAAGUCAUACGUUUGCCGUAAUGGGCCAGUUGACUAACUUCAUUGAGAACUCCCCAAAAAUGAAGAAAGAAGGACAAUGGCGAAAACUUAAAAAUUUCACCUAUCAUUCGGGGUAUUAUCUUCCAUUCAACGACAUUGGAAUUUUGUUUACAACAAGACCGUUUAUAUUAAAUCAGAACGUGAACAUAAUCAACUAUGCACGGAGGCACAAGGAAUACACUGGGCACUGCACUGUUGCAGGAAUGGGAAUAACUGAAGAAGGGACGCAAUCAGUAGUAUUGCUAAUUGCCCCGGUGGAGGUCAUUGGCACAAACGAUUGUAAAAAGAGGAUGAGCUUGAUUGGGAUUAAUCAUAAUUAUCAACAAAAAAACAUGUACAGAAUUAUAUGCAGUACGAUAUACAAAACGAACACUGGCCAGGGUGACUCCGGAGGACCGUUGUUCUGCAGCAAAACCGGAGAAGAAGGAGAAUCAUCAUUUGGCAUUCUAGUAGGAGUUGUAUCAGGUGAAAUGACUCAUUUCGAAAAACAUAAAAGUAUUGCAUUUUACACGAGGAUCUCACGUUUUGCAGAUUAUAUAGAUAGAAACGAAGCGAGACCAAUGAUGCAACACACAUUUCACUCAAUUCACAUUGUUACGAGUAUCGGUAUCUUGAUAUUCAGACUUUCAGACUAUGUUUUCUGUAGACCUUCCCUUAGUGAAACUUUUGUCUUCGAUGUAUUUUAAGGUCAAUUAAUAAUUUUUUAAUAAAGAUACUUGUUUUUUUUA